UCUCUCUCUCAUAGAGUAAAUGUAGGCUCUUAUUGUUUGUUCUCUUGAUGAUUAUACAGGGAGGCAUAGUUCGCGUACAAGGCGAUGAGUUCUGGCACAUGACCAAAGUUUUAAGAUUGCGCACAAACGAUAGGGUAGAGCUCUUCAAUGGGAAAGGAGGUUUGAUACAAGGUUUAAUACAGAGCGUCGACCGCUCUGGACUUGAUUUUGUGGCAUUGGAAGAUCCAAAGUCAGCUCUUCCACAGAGCACACAAUGGCAUGUAUUUGCAGCUUUUGGUACUUUAAAGGGUGGUCGAGCUGAUUGGCUUGUUGAGAAAUGCACGGAGCUGGGGGCUAGUAGUUUAACUCCUCUGCUGACAGAACGGUCUCCUACUGUCUCAGAAAAUCGUCUGGACAGGUUGCAGCGUGUCAAUAUGGCAGCAGCUAAACAAUGUCAACGGCUGCAUGAAAUGAUCCUGAAUCCUCCAAAGAAUAUUAAUGGUCUUUUACCUCUUGUUGCAGAGUCAAAGCUAGCUUUUUUGGCAGUUGCAGAAGGUACCCCUCUUGUUAGUGCAUUAACUUCGUCAGGAACGGAGUCCAGUGGAUUUAUUGUGGUUGGACCUGAAGGUGACUUCACUGAGAAAGAGGUGAAUGAAUUGAUGCAAGCUGGUGCUAUCUCUGUUGGUCUUGGUCCACAUCGAUUACGGGUUGAAACUGCAACUGUGGCUCUUCUGGCAACUCUGAUGUUGUGGUCUGAUUCUCAAAAAACAUGCGAUACUUUAUCUCACUCUCAAGGCUAGUGUUCUUUAGUCAUCUCUUGGAUAAGGUUGAACUACAUUACUUUUUGUGUACCGCUUACUUUUGGUCAAUUGUAGAUGACUGAAUGUUUCACCAAUGCUGUUGUUGUUGAGCAUAUGAAGGUUAAUUUUAACGAGGGAUUUGAGCACUGUAA
Molecule: messenger RNA, 931 nt
Organism: Prunus avium (sweet cherry)
Lineage: Eukaryota; Viridiplantae; Streptophyta; Magnoliopsida; Rosales; Rosaceae
Source: RefSeq, a predicted model, not a curated record